ACAUCCACCACAUGCCCCUUGCCGAAAUAUGCCAAGCUCAUAUAUAUAAUUGCUACACUUUCAUGCAUAACACAGUUUUAGCCAAGACUUUAUAUUUUAGAGAAGACAAUCCCCACCCCCACCCCCACCCCCCCACCCCCUCAAAAAAGAGAAAAAAGAAAACUCCAUUUCUUGCAAAUUAUCCUUAUCUUUCUAAAAUAAUUUGGCAGCCUUCAAUUUUGUUGGGUCUUAAAAUCAACAAGAAAAAAACUACAGUAUCAUGGAAGCACAGCAUCAAAUGCUGAGGAUUAAUGAAGCAGACGUACAACCAACAAAGCACCAAGUACAGCUCGCCGGCGCCGCCUCGCCGCCACCGUCGGCUUCGUCGUCUCCUUCGCAUGAAUUCUCCUUCACCAUCUCCCUCCACCCGCCGAAAUCCGAGAGCAAUAAUAAAUCCUGUCCUCCGCCGUUCGCGGCGGGCGCCAUCGACCUAUCUCCGGCCGACGAGAUCUUCUUCCACGGGCACCUCCUCCCCCUCCACCUCCUCUCCCAUCUCCCGGCGUCGCCGCGCUCCUCCACCAACUCCCUCGACAGCUUCACCCUCCCCAUAAAAGAGCUAUUAAGCGUGGACGAGAACAAUAGCAACAACGACGAAGACGACGGAAACAACGGCGGCGAGAGCCGACAUGUGUCGGAAGGGAAGGGGAGAGGGAAAUCAAAGUCUUUCUCUCUCUUCGCGAUGCCGAAAUGGAGAAAGGAGAGAGAGGAAGAGGAGGAUCAUGAGCAUUCGACGUCGGCGCAGAAACAACGGAAAUCGAGAUUCGAGCUGCUGAAGAGGUACGUGAGAUUCGUGAAGCCGUUUCUGUCGCUGCGGGGGCGGGGGCAGGGGAGCUCCGGCGACUUCCUCCGGCAGCAGCCCUACUCGUAUUCGGGGAAUUUGAGGGUGAGGGAGAAGAAGAGCGCCAUGAGGGGAAGGAGGGGGGAGUUCUCGGCGCCGGCGUCGAUGAGGACCUCGCCGGCGAACAGCGGGCUGCUCGUGGCCAGCGGCGCCACCACUCCCACGGCGGCGGGGAAGAGCGAUAGUACCAUGGAGGAGCUGCAGGCGGCGAUCCAAGCGGCGAUUGCUCAUUGCAAGAAGUCGAUUGCAGCUGAAGAUAAAAUCAAGCUGCACCCAUAAUUUUAUUUCAUUAUGGUAGGGAUUAAAUUCAUUUUUACCGACUUUAAAUUUUGAUGGGUGUGUAAAAAUGUUACAUAAGAAAAUAAAAUACAUAUGUUGAGGUGA
Molecule: messenger RNA, 1261 nt
Organism: Salvia miltiorrhiza (redroot sage)
Lineage: Eukaryota; Viridiplantae; Streptophyta; Magnoliopsida; Lamiales; Lamiaceae
Product: BRI1 kinase inhibitor 1
Exons: 1
Coding region: 260-1156 (298 amino acids)
Cellular component (GO): plasma membrane
Molecular function (GO): kinase inhibitor activity
Source: RefSeq, a predicted model, not a curated record